CAUCACGCAGUCUCGCUUCCCUUGCUAAUAUAUAUACAAGUGUACUUGUCUGAAUGUAGAUAACUUUAAAAUUUAAAGAUUGGAUAUACCUUGGGACCAUUGAAAAAUGGACCAUAGAUUGUUUGAUGCAGCUCGUUCGGGAGACACGACAACACUUCAGUUGCUACUUCAAGAAGAUCCUCUUCUUCUCGACCGUUUCUCUAUGUCUUCUCUAGAGAAUCCUCUCCAUGUCUCAGCCUUCUCCGGCCAAGCUGCCUUCGCGGAAGAAAUCUUGCGUCACAAGCAAGAGUUAGCUCUGGAGCAGAACCAACAAGGUUUUAGUCCUCUUCACAUUGCUUCAGCCUCAGGGAAGAUAGAGGUCGUGAGAGCUCUCCUAAGUGUCGGUCCGAAACAUGUUCUCUGCCGCUUGAAGGACAAAGACGAGUCGAUUCCUCUUCACUGCGCGGUGCAGAGAGGAAGAGCCGAGGUGGUUAAAGAGCUGGUUUCGUCUUUCCCUGAAUCUCUCCGGGAAGUGAAUGCUUCUCUUGAGACACCUCUUCACGUUGCUGUUAAGAACAAUCAAGUCGAAACUACAAAGUUGUUGCUAGAAGAGAUCAAGAAGCGUGACAUGUCACCAGGGAUCGUUAACAUGGGGAAUCGAGAAGGCAAUACAGUCUUGCAUCUUGCAACACUUGGGAAACAACUUCAGAUUGUGGAGAUGUUAAUUGGUGACGAUGCAAUACUCCCCGGAUCGGUAGAUGUAAACAGACAAAACAGAAACUGGUUAACACCGAAGGACAUACUCGACGUGGUUAUUGAAACCGAAGGAGGAAGUGUUUCCGAAAUGUACAGAGUUGUUCAAAUCUUUCAGACAGCUUCAGCAAAUAACGCGCGUACGGAACGUCAACUGCUUAAACGUAGCCAUCCUACUAGAAACCCUAUUCGUAUGAUAAAGAAUCAUAUAAACGACGAGAUUAAUAACUCCACACUCGAACAGCGAGAAACCUUAAUGAUUGUUGCAACGCUCAUAGCCACACUUACAUUCACCGGAUGUCUUCAGCCUCCGGGAGCUUUCAAGAGUGAUGACGCUAACGGUGGUUCACAGAACAACGCCACAAACACAACAAAGACAUCACUAGGCCGAACUUUAGAUAACAUUUUCGGACAAAGGAACAGUACUGCAGGACAAGCGAUCAUGGCGGAUAGGCGGGUUCACUUCACUCUCUACUCUGCCUUCAACGCGAUAGGGUUUUUGGUUUCGGUGGCGAUGAUCUCUCAGCUUACUAAAGGGUUCCCGCUGAGAAACUGGAUGAGACUUUGUAUUAUCUCAGCUGUGUCUACUUAUUGUCUUGCAAUCGUCUACAUAGCACCAGAUGAGGAUGUUUUUUGGGUCGUGGUUCUUGCGGCAGCAUUGCUCUUGGUUCUUCGUGAGCUUUACUUUUUUGUCAAAUCGUUGGUCAAUGGCAUUAAGGCUGCAACGAGUGAAACUUAACUGAUCACAUCCUUUUGUUGUUGUAUUUUGUCCUUCUCAUGUUUGGUUUUAUGUGUGUG
Molecule: messenger RNA, 1530 nt
Organism: Raphanus sativus (radish)
Lineage: Eukaryota; Viridiplantae; Streptophyta; Magnoliopsida; Brassicales; Brassicaceae
Product: ankyrin repeat-containing protein BDA1-like
Exons: 2
Coding region: 107-1471 (454 amino acids)
Molecular function (GO): protein binding
Source: RefSeq, a predicted model, not a curated record